AGUCGCGGACUCUGCCCCGAGCCGACUGCAGGGCGGCCGGGCUCCACAGUCGGGGGGAUCCCGGGUCAUGGCGGCUCCGGGGACCGUGCCCGGAGCCGGCGCCAGGCCUAGGUUAGAUCUGCAAUUUCUUCAGCGGUUCCUGAGAAUACACAAGGUUUUGUUUCCUUCUUGGUCAUCACAGAAUGUCUUGAUGUACCUGACACUCUUGUGUGUGGCCCUACUGGAACAAUUGGUGAUCUACCAGGUUGGCUUGAUCCCCAGUCAGUUCUAUGGGGUCUUGGGAAAUAAAGACUUGGAUGGGUUUAAGCCGCUGACGUUCCUGGCAGUUGUGCUCAUCGUUCUCAAUUCCACACUGAAGAGCUUUGACCAGUUCACCUGCAAUCUACUGUACGUGAGCUGGAGGAAGGACCUCACCGAGCACCUGCACCACCUCUACUUCCGGACCCGCGUAUAUUACACCCUCAACGUGCUGCGGGACGACAUCGAUAACCCGGAUCAGCGCAUCAGCCAGGACGUGGAGCGAUUCUGCCGGCAGCUCAGCAGCAUGGCCAGCAAGCUGAUCAUCUCCCCCUUCACCCUUGUCUACUACACUUACCAGUGCUUCCAAAGCACAGGCUGGCUUGGACCUAUGAGCAUCUUUGGUUAUUUCAUCCUGGGAACCAUGGUGAACAAAACUUUGAUGGGGCCGAUCGUGCGAAAGCUGGUGCAGCAAGAGAAGUUGGAGGGGGAUUUUAGGUUCAAACACAUGCAGAUUCGGGUGAACGCUGAGCCUGCUGCUUUCUACAGAGCUGGACAUGUGGAACACAUGAGGACAGAUCGCAGGCUGCAGAGACUCCUUCAGACCCAGAAGGAACUGAUGUUCAAGGAGCUCUGGCUAUACAUUGGCAUCAACACCUUUGACUAUCUGGGAAGCAUCCUGAGUUACGUUGUCAUCGCAAUCCCCAUUUUCAGUGGUGUCUAUGGAGACCUGAGCCCCACAGAGCUUAGCACCCUGGUCAGCAAGAAUGCCUUUGUGUGCAUCUACCUCAUCAGCUGUUUCACCCGGCUUAUCGACCUCUCCACCACGCUCUCAGAUGUGGCUGGCUACACACACAGGAUUGGGGAGCUUCAGGAGGCCCUGCUGGACAUGUCACAGAAGUCACGCGACUUCGAGAUCCUGGAUGAAAGCGAGUGGGGUUUGGACAAGGCUCCCAGGUGGCCAGCAGCAGAGCCAGCAGACACAGCUUUUCUCCUUGAGCGGGUCUCCAUCUCAGCCCCCUCCUCUGACAAGCCUCUGAUCAAGGACCUGAGCCUGAAGAUCUGUGACGGGCAGAGCCUGCUCAUCAUGGGCAACACGGGCACCGGCAAGACCUCCUUGAUGCGGGUUCUGGGCGGCCUGUGGGCGAGCACACGGGGUUCUGUGCAGAUGCUGACUGACUUUGGGCCCCAUGGGGUGCUGUUCCUGCCACAGAAGCCAUUCUUCACAGACGGGACUCUUCGGGAGCAGGUUAUAUAUCCCCUAAAGGAAAUCUAUCCCGACUCAGGUUCUACUGAUGAUGAGAGGAUCAUGAGGUUCUUGGAGUUGGCAGGCCUGUCCAGCUUGGUGGCAAGGACAGAGGGGCUGGACCAGCAGGUGGAUUGGAACUGGUAUGAUGUCCUGUCCCCAGGGGAGAUGCAAAGGCUCUCCUUCGCUCGGCUCUUCUACCUGCAGCCCAAGUAUGCAGUACUUGAUGAAGCCACCAGUGCCCUGACAGAGGAGGUGGAGAGUGAGCUGUAUCGGAUCGGCCAACAGCUGGGGAUGACAUUCAUCAGCGUGGGACAUCGGCCCAACCUCCAGAAGUUUCACUCCUGGAUUCUGAAACUCUGUGGAGGAGGAAGAUGGGAACUGACUAGAAUCAAAGAGGAAUGAAGCCAAGGAUGUAGAAGACCAUCAGGACAGCCAAGUUCCAGGCAGGCUAGCAGCCCCCAGGGGAGACCAGGUGCACUGAUGGGGCAAGAAUGAGCCCCAGGAUUGCCUCACAGACCUGUGCAGGAGCCCUUGCAGUGGGCAGCUCAACUCAGGGGUGGCCCUACUAGGGGACACUGAGGUCUCUCCAGGACUAUUCCUACAGCCUCAGCCUGAGCCUUUGUAUACUGGAAAUGCCAAUUGCUUACAGAUUACUUCAGAUCAUGUUUGAAGAAAAAUCCAAAAGUGUGUGAGUUAUAAGAAAUGAAGGAAGGGUCAAGAUGGAAAGGAUAUUGGAUUUGGAGUCAAGGAAGCCAGUUAUGCAGCAAUAGAGUUUUAACUUUAAUUAACUAACCAUUUAAAUUUUAUAAAUUUUU
Molecule: messenger RNA, 2301 nt
Organism: Castor canadensis (American beaver)
Lineage: Eukaryota; Metazoa; Chordata; Mammalia; Rodentia; Castoridae
Gene: Abcd4
Product: ATP binding cassette subfamily D member 4
Biological process (GO): long-chain fatty acid import into peroxisome; fatty acid beta-oxidation; very long-chain fatty acid catabolic process
Cellular component (GO): peroxisomal membrane
Molecular function (GO): ATP hydrolysis activity; ABC-type transporter activity; ATP binding
Source: RefSeq, a predicted model, not a curated record